Molecule: messenger RNA, 2471 nt
Organism: Sciurus carolinensis (gray squirrel)
Lineage: Eukaryota; Metazoa; Chordata; Mammalia; Rodentia; Sciuridae
Gene: Klhl36
Product: kelch like family member 36
Exons: 5
Coding region: 490-2322 (610 amino acids)
Molecular function (GO): cullin family protein binding
Source: RefSeq, a predicted model, not a curated record
UGCUCCGCCCCGAUUCGCACUUCCUGGCGGAGCUAUGGCCGCGCAGCGGGCCAGCCAGGGGUCUCCCGCGCCCGCGCCCCGCCGCACCGCGCGCCCGCCGCCGCCGCCGCCCGCGCCCUAGCGCCUCCAGGUGGGCCUGCGCCCGCGGGCUGCCGGGCCGCGCGCCGUCCGGGAGCCGGGAGGGCGGGGGUCCCGGCGCCGCUCUGUGCAGGGUACGGCGCGCGCUGCUGGCCCGGGCUCCGCGCGGGGCAGGAGCCGCCGCCCCCGCUGGUGCGGCUCGUGCGACAGGUGCGGCCUGCGCGCCGGCCCGCGCGGCGCAGGUGAGUGUCCGCGUCCCGCCUCGGCCCCCGCGCGUCGCGACUCCGCCUCCUCGCAGCCGACCGGAGCCUGCGGGAAGGCGGUUGUGUGGCGGGUGCCGGGUCCGAGCGAGCGACAGCGGCGGCUCCGCAGGCCCCCCGGGAGACCCCGCACGGGCUGCAAUCUCUCGUGAUGGAGGGAAGCCGGCAGACACGAGUGUCUCGGCCCUACAAGAUCAGCGAGUCUUCCAAGGUGUACCGCUGGGCUGACCACUCGGCCACGGUGCUGCAGCGGCUGAAUGAGCAGCGGCUCCGCGGCCUCUUCUGUGACGUGGUCCUGGUGGCAGAUGAGCAGCGCGUGCCAGCCCACCGCAACCUGCUGGCCGUCUGCAGCGACUACUUCAACUCCAUGUUCACCCUGGGCAUGCGGGAGGCUUUCCAGAAGGAGGUGGAGCUGAUUGGCGCCUCCUACAUCGGACUCAAGGCUGUGGUGGACUUCCUGUACAGCGGGGAGCUGGCGCUGGACGGCGGCAACAUCGACUACAUCCUGGAGACGGCACACCUGCUGCAGAUCUGGACGGUGGUGGACUUCUGCUGCGAGUACCUGGAGCAGGAGGUGAGCGAGGACAACUACCUGUACCUGCAGGAGCUGGCCUCCAUCUACAGCCUCAAGCGGCUGGACGCCUUCAUCGACGGCUUCGUGCUGAGCCACUUCGGCACGCUGUCCUUCACGCCCGACUUCCUGCAGAAUAUCUCCAUGCAGAAGCUGUGUGUGUACCUGAGCAGCAGCCAGGUCCAGCGGGAGUGCGAGCACGACCUGCUGCAGGCCGCCCUACAGUGGCUGACGCAGCAGCCCGAGCGGGAGGCCCACGCCUACCGGGUGCUGGAGAACAUCCACUUCCCGCUCAUCCCCAAGAACGACCUGCUGCACCGCGUCAAGCCGGCCGUGUGCUCGCUGCUGCCCCGCGAGGCUGACUGCGAGGGCUUCAUCGAGGAGGCCGUGCACUACCACAACAGCCUGGCCGCCCAGCCCGUCCUGCAGACCAAGCGCACCGCGCUGCGCACUGACGAGGAGCGCCUGCUCGUCGUGGGCGGCGAGGUCUCGGAGCGGUGUCUGGAGCUCAGCGAUGACACCUGCUACCUGGACGCCAAGCGCCAGCAGUGGGUCAAGGAGACGCCCCUGCCGGCCCGGCGGAGCCACCACUGCGUCGCCGUGCUGGGGGGCUUCAUCUUCAUCGCGGGCGGCAGCUUCUCGCGGGACAACGGAGGGGACGCAGCCUCCAACCUGCUUUAUAGGUAUGACCCCCGCUGUAAACAGUGGAUCAAGGUGGCCUCCAUGAACCAGCGGCGCGUGGACUUCUACCUUGCCUCCAUCGGGGACGUGCUGGUGGCUGUUGGCGGCCGGAAUGAGAAUGGAGCGCUCUCUUCGGUGGAGACCUACAGCCCCAAGACUGACUCCUGGUCCUACGUGGCCGGCUUGCCAAGGUUCACCUACGGCCAUGCCGGCACCAUCUACAAGGGCUUCGUGUACAUCUCGGGGGGCCACGACUACCAGAUCGGCCCGUACCGCAAGAACCUGCUGUGCUACGACCGGCGCACGGACGUGUGGGAGGAGCGGCGGCCCAUGACCACGGCGCGCGGCUGGCACAGCAUGUGCAGCCUGGGCGACAGCAUCUACUCCAUCGGGGGCAGCGACGACAACGUGGAGUCCAUGGAGCGCUUCGACGUGCUGGGCGUGGAGGCCUACAGCCCGCAGUGCAACCAGUGGACGCGCGUGGCGCCCCUGCUGCACGCCAACAGCGAGUCGGGCGUGGCCGUGUGGGAGGGCCGCAUCUACAUCCUGGGCGGCUACAGCUGGGAGAACACCGCCUUCUCCAAGACCGUGCAGGUGUACGACCGCCAGGCCGACAAGUGGAGCCGCGGCCCCGACCUGCCCAAGGCCAUCGCGGGCGUGUCCGCCUGCGUCUGCGCCCUGAGGCCGCAGCUGGAGGACAGGAAGAAGAAGGGCAAGGGCAAGCGGCCGUAGGGCCAGGGCCAGGGCCGGCCCGCUGCCCACCUCCCGGCUGCCCCUCAGACCCUGGAAACCUUCUGUACUCCUUAGCACCUUUUUUACUUUUAUGAUUCUUGGUAUUUCUAUGAUAUCACAUAACCAAUUAAAUAUGAUAUAUCACUUUA